AUGUCUUCACCGCCACGUCAACCGUUGCAUGAGCCUCUUGAACGCCACGACACAGCCAAUCACCCCUACCACUCAUCAAUCACCAGGGCCAGGAUUGAUCAAACUGGUCCAGAGAUCUGGGAACAAGACUUGAUGCUCUCGACGGCUGUCGUAUCUGAGAUGGUCCAGAUCUAUGGCCUGGUCUUGACCCCGCCGGAGAGGCUGGGCGAUCUGAUCAACUGGGAAGUGGCCGAGACCCUGAGCCAGCUCCGCUCGACGCUUACAACCUGUUUGUUUCCCUUAUCUUCUCCAACUACCUCGACCCCGUUGAUUGGCUCAAGUUCGGAAGAAGGGUAUAAUUGGGGGGCCAGACCGACGGCGCACCUCAACGGUGCUGAUGCGCCGGACCUCAGCUGA
Messenger RNA from Puccinia triticina, 396 nucleotides. RefSeq lists its product as uncharacterized. The transcript is spliced from 2 exons. The coding region runs from base 1 to 396 and encodes 131 amino acids. The record is from RefSeq and is a predicted model, not a curated record. Lineage: Eukaryota; Fungi; Basidiomycota; Pucciniomycetes; Pucciniales; Pucciniaceae.